Molecule: messenger RNA, 453 nt
Organism: Brassica oleracea var. oleracea
Lineage: Eukaryota; Viridiplantae; Streptophyta; Magnoliopsida; Brassicales; Brassicaceae
Exons: 1
Coding region: 73-285 (70 amino acids)
Source: RefSeq, a predicted model, not a curated record
UAACCAAUAGAAAGCUCAAUUUUGUUUUAUUUGGUCUCCCAUCCAAGAAAUAGAAAAAAAAAAUUAAGUAUCAUGAAGAGACAACUAGUGCUCGUAAUUAUCUUAGUUGUUAUUUUCCUUGUUGUCUUGGACGUUACGCAAGUUGAAGCCAUGAGGCCUUUCCCGGAGGCUGUCGAUGAGAUCAAACUACUGUUUCAAGCGCUUCAACGAGGUCCGGUCAGCGGCUCUGGUCCGAACGGUUGCACCAAUAUUCCCGGCGGUUCAGGGGAGUGCCACAACGGCUAAAGCUGCCAUACAAAUCUCCUUCGCCUUCAUCAUUAUUUGAUUCUUUUUUUUUCUUUCACAUUUAUGUGUUCCGUACAUAAUUACAUACACGUAACUAUAAGAUAGCUUUAGACUUGGUCUCAUAACAUCUUGAAUUGUAAUCUACGGAAGCUUAACUAGAAGCUACAA